UUGGGAUUUUAGUGUUUGGUUUGAGCUUACUAUUCCUAAUUUUGAAUUGUCGCGACAUCAUAGAUUCAUACUCAUUCAAAUUGAGAUAUUCCAGGCUCCCAAUGUCCCAUUGCCCCAACGCCCCUCCCAACCAGACUCCACCCGUGACAUUCAGAAGCUAAGAGAUGGCAGCUGGGCCAGAUAAACAGGGCCUAGGAUUGAAAACGGAGAGGGAUGACGCAGGUCGCAGCUUUUGCUGCUCGUGCAACCUAGAAGAACGUGAGCUCGACAUAGAAUUAAGCAGCAGCUAGCUUGCUGAGCUUGGGGCCAGCGUUGUAGAAUAAGCAGGGUUUGAAUUGGUUGAUACAUAAUUGGGAGCCUGAGGAGCCGGGUCCGUGUCCCUCGCCAGACUCCUCCUUGCAAGCCCCAGCUAAUUCAAUUGUGGAAGUGAGGAGGAGGCAAUAAAGCUAGAUUGUGGAUCGGAGACAUUCAGAGGUGACCGUCAUGGCAGAUGGCACAGCGGAAGCAAACACUACAGGCGAAGGUCCAAUUAAAGAUUCUGGACAAGCACGACUGGAGCAGCUUGGGUACAAACAGGAGCUUUCGCGGACUCUGUCUCUGCUCGUGAACGUUGCGCUCGGGUAUGGCACCAUGAGCAUUCUCAUGAGCAACACUGGGCUCUACGGGCUUGGCUUCACCUAUGGUGGCCCCGUGACAAUCAUCUGGGGGUGGCUUGUUGUCAGCUUCUUCGUGCUGUGCAUCGCAGUCUCGAUGGGGAUGCUUUGCUCCAGUUUCCCGACCGCCGGCGGGCUCUACUUUUGGUCCUACUCGCUCGCAGGCCCCAAGUAUGGGCCCCUCUGCGCCUGGUUUACGGUCUGGUUCAACUACCUAGGAGACGUUCUAGGAAUGGCGGUUGUGAAUUACGUGGGGGCAACGAUUCUCGCAACAAUGGUCGUGAUCGCCUCCGGAGAAGGGGGCGGAGUCGAGGGGGGCGCUUACGUGGCCACCAAGGGAGUGAUGGUCGCGUUUGCCGGGGGCUUGUACAUUUUGCAGGUGGCAGUAAAUGUUUUUGACGUGAGGGUUCUCGCGUUCUUUGGCAAAGCGGGACUCGUUCUGGAGAUCGUGGGCUUGGCUGUCGUCAUCAUUGCCCUGCUUGCCGUCAGUGAACGGAAACAGUCGGCGGACUUCGUUUUCACGCACUGGGAACCAGCGACGGGGCUAGGCAUCCACAGCACGUUCUACAUAUUCCUGCUCGGAUUGCUGCCCGCCUGUUUCACGAUCAACGGCUUUGAUGCGCCGGCGCAUAUGUCCGAAGAGACGGAGCGGUCCGACCGCACCGCACCGCUGAGCAUCGUCGUGUCGGUUGCGGUUGCCGUCUUCACCGGAUUCGCGUUCCUGCUCACCUUGACGUUCUGCAUUCAGGACCCCGCAACGCUCUUUGACCCCGGGAACGCAACCGCGGGCCUCAGCGCGGGGGGGCAGAUCUUCUUCGACGCGUUCGCGAGCCGCGGCUACACGCACAACGCGUCCGUGGCUCUGCUGAGCCUCCCUCUCGUGUCCUCCUUUUUGGGCGGAAUGGCUCUUCUCGCCGCCAUGUCUCGCAUCAUGUUUGCGGUGUCGCGCGACGGCGCGCUCCCCUUCUCCGCGGUCCUCCGGCUGACGUCACGGACCAGCCACGUGCCCGUGGUCGCCGUCUGCGUCUCCGCCGCCCUCAGCUUCUCCUUCGUCCUCUUCUCGCUCAAGAGCUACGUCGCAUUCAACGCGGUGACAUCAGCGGCGCAGAUCUCGGCGUAUCUGGCGUACGGGACGCCCAUCCUGCUGCGGAUGCUCAACCCGGGGGCCUUCGUACCGGGGCCGUUUGACAUGGGAAAGUGGAGUUACGUCUUCGGAACGAUCUCCAUCGCGUAUAUCUCCUUCAUGUGCGGCGUGUUCUGCUUGCCGACCGUCUACCCGAUCACCAGCGACACGCUCAACUGGGCUCCAGUUAUUCUCGCUAGCGUCAUCAUACUAGCUUCCGUGGUCUGGGUGACGUAUUCUCGGGAUCGCUACCUGAGCAACCGGAAAGGGCUUGUGACACCAGGGAACGUUGGAAAAGCUGGGCUCAUCGAUCAUAAGUUAUGAAACAGCCGUUUCAGAUAUGACAGGACGCUAUUAAGCUACUCAAGUGUCGGACUGAGCUUCCAACGGGCACGAUGCGUCAAAAGGUUCCUCGAGCAAAACGUGGAUCCUUUCGUUCAAGGAAAAGGGCAGAAGGUGCUUGUAUACCGGUACAGGUGACUCGUAUAUCUAACUGUGCACUGGAUUGUCAAGCUUCUCGAGCUUUUGUGGAACAUACUAUAAUUAAUGUAUGGCCCUGUGCCAUCUUAUAUGAACUCGAAGCAGUUGUACGUAAGUUUAGGAUCAGUGACGAGCAGAUGUACGCUCGUUUGUCUAGAGCAGGCUUGACCGCCAUAAGUUGAGUCACUAAGGGCGAUCCAGUCAAACUUCUGUAGGUUAACAUGACUCAAGCUAGCAUUGGAUAAUAGACCCGGUUGGGCCCGGCCUCGACCAUCACUUUCCCAGAGGCUCUGCAUUCGUAUACGUGCCAAACCCGUAGAUUUUGAUUGAACGUUGAAUGCCUCUUGAAAGGGCAUACGCAAAAUAGGUAGAAUCACUUCGAUCCACUCAUAGGGCGGUCACAUAUGAGUUCUCGGG
This is a messenger RNA of Klebsormidium nitens, 2673 nucleotides long. The record is from the annotation of a GenBank genome assembly. NCBI's taxonomy places the organism in Eukaryota, Viridiplantae, Streptophyta, Klebsormidiophyceae, Klebsormidiales, Klebsormidiaceae.